Messenger RNA from Cercospora beticola, 1773 nucleotides. RefSeq lists its product as uncharacterized. The record is from RefSeq and is a predicted model, not a curated record. Gene Ontology annotation, biological process: regulation of transcription by RNA polymerase II. Gene Ontology annotation, cellular component: nucleus. Lineage: Eukaryota; Fungi; Ascomycota; Dothideomycetes; Mycosphaerellales; Mycosphaerellaceae. Gene Ontology annotation, molecular function: DNA-binding transcription factor activity, RNA polymerase II-specific; RNA polymerase II transcription regulatory region sequence-specific DNA binding.
AUGUCUAGAUCGCCAAAACGGAAUGCCAUCAUCAUGGAUGAGCAUAACUGGCCUCUGGCCGACAUCCCCACCCCCCAAAUAAUGCUUUCCGCUUCGCCCUCUAUCAAAGCGGUGGACAGGACGGAAACUUUCACAGCUCACAUGGACGACAUGGAUCGAGAGAACCUUUCCCUAUCUGGUUUCCACUUCUCAACCGGCGAUGCGCAAGUCAGUGCUGCUGAGUUCCAUCGCAUUGCGGCCCGACUACUAGCUGGGGAAGAACAGAACAUUGACGAAAACGAUGAGGAAGAGACACCUCGUGUACCGUCUAUCCCGCGACAUCUUCACUGCGAUUUGGGCAAAGAUCUUUCCGGACGACACUGCUGCUCAUGUGGGAAGUCGUACUCCACUGCAUUUCGCCUGACCGAACACAUUCGACGAUGUGCUGGUAUCAACAACUACCCUUGCCACAUCUGCGAUAAGAUAUUCUCAACACAGGAAGCAUUGAGUCGACACAUCACCAUCAAGCACCACGACGACAAGGAACCUUGCCCGGAGUGUGGCAUCAGGUUCCCAUCAAACUAUUUACCCAAGCACCUAGCGACCGGGCUCGGUGGCUGCGACAGCACCGUGCAGGCGACUUUCACACCGCAGCUCGAGGAGCAGACAUGCCAUCGCCAGCCCACAUCUCAGCGCUACUGGGUCAUUGACGGUGACCACAGCUGGACCACGCAUAGCGCCCAUGACUCAGGGUACGUUGCUGCCGAUGCAGAUGAUGCGACAGGUCAGACCAUGUCCUUCGUCACUCGCCUGUUACAACGACCCAUGGCAUCGCCCAACACAGUCCACUGCGACCUCUGCGGAGAUGAGUUCCCAUCCGAUGGCGACGCACUUGUUGAACACCUUGGCCAACACUCCGUAGACUUCAGCGAGAAGAGACAUAAGUGCGACGACUGCCGCAUCUACUUCGCCAACGAGCGAGACCUGAACCGACAUCUGCAAUCCGCAAACCUCACAAAACACUGUGGCUUCACAUUCCGACACAAUGGACCUUGCAAUGGCCACCACCCUCCCACGUAUUCCAAAUUGUCCAUCACCAACGACCACGCUCUAAUGCAAAGACAUCUCUGGGCAUGGGAGCUGAGCCAGUUCCGAACACAUCGUGUCGCCGUUGCGACUAUCCUGGCCGAGACCCUCAACGGCUCUGCCGAUCCCCACAUGAGCCUGGCGGAUUGCAAGCGUACCUACGAAUCCAUGCUUCCACACUUCGCCGCUGCCAACUCCGACGGCACACAAUCUCGCUGGUCCUCAAGUCAACGUGACAGCGCUAUUGACAUGGACUCCCUCGAUGCACACUUCAGCAGAGUCAUCGACGACAUUGAUGCACAACGAGCACUCACUGCCGCUCAACUCGAGUUCAAUGCUCUACACCAGAACUCCGACCGCCCAGACUCCGGCAUCAUCAUGCAAGCUUCAAGAGUAUCUUUCCAUCGAUACAACCGUCGGGACUCACUGGCUCCGGCUUCUGCCGAGAAGCCUACGAACACAACUGAGCGACCUUCAAGUAUUCGAAAGUCACUACUAGAAAAGACUCUUCGCAAAGUCGCCUCAGAAGAAAACAACGCUCGCGCCGCCGCCGCUACAGCAGCCGUCAAGCGAGCCGCUCUCGGACACAAACGUUACGCCCUCAGCGCUUCUGGUUUCGCCCUCUUGAGGCAAAGAGCAGAACUCGAAGAGCGACCGAAUACCGCACCAGGUAUGGGGAUGAAAGUCGCUGCUGCCACGGCGUGCUAA